UCAGGGUUUCUGGGAUUUUGAUAUGAAAUGCUUCAAAAAUAUGGGAGAAUGUGGGGGUUUUGUGAUGGUCAGUUGCCUGUGCUGGCCAUCACAGACCCAGAUAUGAUCAAAACUGUCCUGGUGAAAGAAUGCUACUCUGUCUUCACAAACCAGCAGAUGCUAGGUCCAGUGGGAUUUAUGAAAUCUGCCAUAUCUUUAUCUGAGGACGAAGAAUGGAAGAGUGUUCAAUCACUGCUGUCUCCAGCCUGCACCAGUAGGAAGCUCAAGGAGAUGUUCCCCAUCAUUGUUCAGUAUGGAGAUGUGUUGGUGAGGAACCUGAGGAAGGAGACAGAGAAAGACAAGCCUGUGGACUUGAAAAGUGUAUUUGGAGCCUACAGCAUGGAUGUCAUCACAAGCACGUCAUUUGGAGUGAAAGUCGACUCUCUCAACAACCCUCAGGAUCCUUUUGUGGAGCAGACCAAGAAACUGUUGAGAUUUAAUUUCCUUGAUCCAUUUUUUCUUUCAUUAAUUCUCCUCCCAUUCCUUACGCCCAUUUAUGAAUUACUCAGUAUCUCUCUGUUUCCAAAAAGUGUGACUGAGUUUUUCAUAAGAACCGUUCAGAGAAUGAAAGAAAGUCACCUCAAAGAUCCACAGAAGGUAAGCUUUGGUGGUGGGCACUUGAGCAUUUUUGCAAGUUCUUGAGCUGUUAACAAAUGACUCAUUCAGUUCUCUGUGUUGCUAUAACAGAGAGAUAAGGAAUCUAGGCUUUAGGACAGCAGAAUGCUAAUAUUUUGGGGGAGAAGGAGGAAAGACCAUAGGAUUUGUAGAGGAAAACAAAAAUGUGUCAUUGAGACAAUAUUGAAUCCUAGGCUGGAUGAUUGGUAUAUGUCUGCAUAUGUCAUUGAGAUGAAA
Erinaceus europaeus (western European hedgehog) is the source of this 891-nucleotide messenger RNA. Its product is annotated as cytochrome P450 3A12-like. Bases 28 to 681 code for a protein of 217 amino acids. The transcript has 6 exons. Gene Ontology annotation, molecular function: heme binding; testosterone 6-beta-hydroxylase activity; oxidoreductase activity, acting on paired donors, with incorporation or reduction of molecular oxygen, reduced flavin or flavoprotein as one donor, and incorporation of one atom of oxygen. The record is from RefSeq and is a predicted model, not a curated record. Gene Ontology annotation, biological process: steroid metabolic process; oxidative demethylation. Lineage: Eukaryota; Metazoa; Chordata; Mammalia; Eulipotyphla; Erinaceidae.